AUAUGUCAAAUCUUGAAACUCAAGAAACAACAAUGUCCGAGAUCGCCGGAGAUUCUCCACCAUCAGAAGAGAAAAUCAAUAAACCAAACCGCGAGAGGAAUGUCUCCGGCGAACUUGACGUCUUUGAAGCCACUCGAUAUUUCUCCGACUUCAACGAACCAACUACGAUCGAGUCCCCAAGAAUCCAAAUCCAGAAACAAAGCAUUGUUCUUGAAAACAGACAGAAGAGAGUACAUCCUGAGACAGAGGAGGAGCUCUCGAAACCUAGAGCUGUCGUCACAAAGCCGCAGAAGAAGGAGAUGACAAGUGUCGGCGCUAGGAAGCUAACAAGUUUCUUGAACUCUCUUCUUCGCUCAGCGGGUCUAAAGAAGUCAAAGUCGAAGUCAACGACGGAGGUAGAGACUCCACGAGGAGAAAGGAUGAGGAGGAAGAGCUGCGUAGUGACGGCCACACACGUCGUAGCUUCUUCUCCUAUUCCAGGUAACGGCGUGUGGCGUUUAAACGCGCGUAGGAGAAGCUUUGAUGAGAAACACGUGAAAGCUUUGAAGAAGAGUGAUGAGAAGUUGAACGUAAGGCUUUGUGAGAGUAAAGAUCGAAAUGUAGGAGAUCAUGAGACUGAUGUAAACGGUGAUUGCGACAGUGAUUCAAGUUCUGAAUCUGAUCUUUUUGAGUUAGAUUUGUUUGCUAAAUCAAACCCUUAAAUUAAGAACGGUCUCCGAAAAAUAAUCCUCUAAUGUAAAACAUUAUUAUGAAUCGUUAUUACAACUUCAUU
Molecule: messenger RNA, 772 nt
Organism: Capsella rubella
Lineage: Eukaryota; Viridiplantae; Streptophyta; Magnoliopsida; Brassicales; Brassicaceae
Exons: 1
Coding region: 3-701 (232 amino acids)
Biological process (GO): auxin-activated signaling pathway
Source: RefSeq, a predicted model, not a curated record